This is a messenger RNA of Portunus trituberculatus (swimming crab), 1221 nucleotides long. RefSeq names its product derlin-2-like (gene Der-2). The transcript has 8 exons. Bases 205 to 972 code for a protein of 255 amino acids. Gene Ontology annotation, biological process: endoplasmic reticulum unfolded protein response. Gene Ontology annotation, cellular component: Hrd1p ubiquitin ligase ERAD-L complex; endoplasmic reticulum membrane. Lineage: Eukaryota; Metazoa; Arthropoda; Malacostraca; Decapoda; Portunidae. The record is from RefSeq and is a predicted model, not a curated record. Gene Ontology annotation, molecular function: ubiquitin-specific protease binding; misfolded protein binding.
CCUGAGUCAACGUAAACAAGCCCAGACCGAGACCAAGACACAGGCGGAGAGGACUAUGAAGACUGACCCUAUUUGACCUUAUUCUGACCUCCCCCUGCCUCGCCACCCGCACCCCUGCCCACCCCUCGCCCCCUACCCGACCCCUGAGGUGUGUGUGUCUGUGUGUGUGUCGCCUGUGUCAUCACCACCACCACCACCACCACCAUGGCGCACCUCACCUUCCAACAAGAGUACAUGCAGAUGCCGCCCGUCACCCGCGCCUACACCACUGCCUGCGUCGCCACUACUAUGCUGGUGCAAUUGGACGUGGUGUCUCCAUUCACUCUGUACUUCAACCCAACGCUGAUUUUACGGCACUACCAGAUAUGGCGUUUGGUGACCACGUUUCUGUUUUUUGGCACAAUGGGUUUCAAUUUUCUCUUCAACAUGAUCUUCACGUAUCGAUACUGCAGAAUGCUUGAGGAGGGGUCCUUCAGAGGCCGCACUGCUGAUUUUGUCCUUAUGAUGGUGUUUGGUGGUGUGGGCAUGAUGGUGUGUGCGUUGUUCUGCCAGCUGCUGUUCCUCGGGCAAGCCUUCACCAUUAUGCUCGUCUACAUUUGGGCCAGAAGGAAUCCAUUUGUGCGGAUGAAUUUCUUUGGAUUGCUAAAUUUCCAGGCUCCAUACCUCCCCUGGGUCCUCUUAGGGUUCAGUGUCCUCCUGGGUAACUCAGUGCUGGUGGACCUGGUGGGCAUUGCUGUCGGACACAUUUACUAUUUCCUCGAAGAUGUGUUCCCUCAGCGCUCAGGAGGUAUUAGACUGCUCAAGACACCCAGGAUACUGGUAAGGCUAUUUGAGACCCACCCAGAUGACCCUGCCUAUAACCCCCUGCCAGAGGAGAGGCCUGGGGGCUUUCCCUGGGGCGAGGCACUGGGGGGAGCGUGGCCACAGGGAGGGGACGGCCGCCAACAACAACAACAACAGCAGCAACAGUAGAGGAGGUGUGUGUGUGUGUGCGUGUGUGUGUUGCAGGAAGGAUAAGAGGAUUGAGCCUCCCUCCUCCUCCUCCUCCUCCUCCUCCUCCUCCUCCUCCUCCUCCUCCUCCUCCUCCUCCUCCUCCUUCUCCUCCAAUUUAGAGGAGCUUUCAUUUGUUCAUAUGUUUGUUAGACAUUCUUUGAUAUGGCACUGAUAACUCUCUCUCUCUCUCUCUCUCUCUCUCUCUCUCUCUCUCUCUCUCUCUCUCUC